AUGGAUGAAGAAAUGGCCCAACCUCUGGACCCGACCGAACGCCAGGAACUGGUGUCAAUUCUCACAACUCAUCUAGAGGAUAAGAGAGGCUCCUUAAAAGCACGUCUCUUGGGUCGAAUCGUCAAUUUCUUAAGAUCCGACAAUUCUAACUCCACUGAUGAUGACAUUUUUUACAUCAACGAAGAAAGAAUGCGCCUACGUGAAGUCCUUCAACAUGAUCACAAGACAGCUCCCAAUUAUAUUCCAGUUCGUGAUUUGAGAAGUUUGAUCAUUUUCCUGAAUACCUCCAUUCUUGACGGACCCGCGAAGGCGACACAAGAAAGAAAGUUUUGCCUCGAGAAUCUCGAGACUGCAAGAAUCAGGCCCACUUCGCCCUUCAGCCCUUCGGCUAAGAGACUCCUACAACAAGUAUUACGCCAAACCCAGUCCGAAGCCAGUGACAACCUGCUCUCAACGUUAGAGGCCUCGGUAUCACUUGCCUCGUCACAAAGGAUGCCCUUUUUCCACAAAUGCAUCGCAUUCUUAGAAUCAAGCAGCGUUAUGUCAAAAGCCCCGAUUUCCGACGCCUCUUCGUCCCCUGCAUCUCCAUCCUCUAGCAGUGGCCCAGCUCAGAAAACUUAUAUCGACGAUGAAACACAAACGUUCGAACUAGGAAGCACUGAUGCAGACCCUCCUCCGCCUGGCCCAGUGUUUCCCAACUUGCAUACAGGUGAAUCUCUCUUCGACAUUACCGAAACUCAUCCUGACCGAGAGCUUCUGAAACCAUUUUGGGCUUUAGAAUAUCCCGAUCUGCCAAUCCUUUCCCGGCCCCAUCUGAAUGAAUUUAAUCAGGUAUACUGGUGCAAUCCUCCUAGAGACUCACUCACCUCUCCGCAAAGAGUAAAGGCAGCGAUCCUUUCGUACUGCUUUGCUCUGUCUUCUUUACGGCCAGGGGCUAAUGCCGCCAGAUCAGCCGACAGCUAUUUCCAACAAGCCCAGGAACUCGCUGGUGAUUUCCUCGAUCAUGAAAAAUCCGUCAGUUUGGUUCAAAUUCUGUGUCUCAAAGCGCAGUAUCUGUUCGCAAUUGGAGACUUGGAAAAGGCUUCCGAUAUAAUAUGGCUAGCCAAAAAAAGGGCUGAGACUCUUGGGUUCCAUAACAGAGCUCAAGGAAGGGCAAUGGUGUCCAAGUCGGUUUCUCGGACCGCCGGAGAACGGGAUAAACUGGUGGACUGGAGGAUCUGGCAGCACACAGUGAAUACGCAUCGCUCACUUGCUCUCCGUUCCGGUGUCCCCUACCCAUCUGUCGAUCAUCUUUGUGAUGACGCAUCCUCUCCUGUCACCGGAAUAGGCCUCAAGAGGUCCGAUAUGCUCAUCUUCGAAUUCCACAAAGCUUGUUCGCGUCUGUACGCAGAGGUUGAAGAUUUACUGGGCAUCGAAGAUACAUUUCGGGUGGAUUGGAGAGGAGGUUCGUUUGACAGAUGA
Penicillium waksmanii is the source of this 1461-nucleotide messenger RNA. Its product is annotated as transcription factor domain-containing protein. Bases 1 to 1461 code for a protein of 486 amino acids. The record is from RefSeq and is a predicted model, not a curated record. NCBI's taxonomy places the organism in Eukaryota, Fungi, Ascomycota, Eurotiomycetes, Eurotiales, Aspergillaceae. The transcript has a single exon.